This is a messenger RNA of Indicator indicator, 314 nucleotides long. RefSeq names its product feather beta keratin. NCBI's taxonomy places the organism in Eukaryota, Metazoa, Chordata, Aves, Piciformes, Indicatoridae. The coding region runs from base 18 to 314 and encodes 98 amino acids. The transcript has a single exon. The record is from RefSeq and is a predicted model, not a curated record. Gene Ontology annotation, molecular function: structural constituent of cytoskeleton. Gene Ontology annotation, cellular component: intermediate filament.
CACCUGCAGCCAGAGCCAUGUCCUGCUACGAUCUGUGCCGUCCCUGUGGGCCGACCCCGCUGGCCAACAGCUGCAACGAGCCCUGUGUCAGGCAGUGCCAGGACUCGCGGGUGGUGAUCCAGCCCUCUCCUGUGGUGGUCACCCUGCCAGGACCCAUCCUCAGCUCCUUCCCCCAGAGCACCGCCGUGGGCUCCACCACCUCUGCCGCUGUGGGCAGCAUCCUGAGUGAGAGUGGGGUGCCCAUCAGCUCCGGGGGCUUUGGCCUCUCUGGCCUUGGGGGUCGCUACUGCGGCAGGCGGUGCCUGCCCUGCUAG